AUGGAAAUUAGUUUUCGCUUUAAUGAAACGGACGGAUCAGCUGUUACCAUUAACGUUCCGGCUGGUGCAGGGUUUACAAUCAACGUUAAACCUCUAGGCGGACCGGUGCCACUAGUUGGUGGCGGAUUAAACGCUAAUGGAGCUUGUGUUCAUCCUCCGGGUGGUGGCGUUAAGGAGGAACAUGGAUCCAUCCUCCCUAAACCUUUGAAAACUGGUAACCCUAAGGUUUUCUUUGAUAUGACCGUGGAUGGCAAACCCGCUGGUCGGAUCGUGAUGGAGCUAUUCGCUGACACGACUCCUCGGACGGCGGAGAACUUCCGUGCCCUUUGUACCGGCGAGAAAGGCAUGGGGAGGUUUGGUAAGCCACUCCAUUACAAGGGAUCAAUCAUACACGAGUUGGAUUUAGAUUAUACCUUUUCUGGAGGAGAUAUCAUUCCCGGGGAGGGACUUGGAGGCGAAUCGAUCUACGAAGAUAGAUAUUUCGAGGAUGAGAACUUCAUCAGAAAGCACACGGGUCCAGGUAUCCUCACCAUGUGGAACCGUGGUUCCAACACCAACGGAUCUCAGUUCAUGAUCUGCAUGACGGAGAUUGAGGAAUACGACAACGACUGCGUCGUGGUUGGCCAAGUUAUUCAAGGAUUGGAUGUGAUCGAGAGCAUUAUGGAAGAGUUCGGAGAUCCUAGCGGCUGCGUCAGGCCUUCCAAGCCCGUGGUCAUCGCCGACUGCGGUCAGAUUUUAUAG
This is a messenger RNA of Microthlaspi erraticum, 741 nucleotides long. The record is from the annotation of a GenBank genome assembly. Lineage: Eukaryota; Viridiplantae; Streptophyta; Magnoliopsida; Brassicales; Brassicaceae.